CCUCAUGUUUUUCUGUUUCUGCACAGACGAAUAGCAUGUGUUUUACAAUGAAAACAUCUUGUGUACGAAGAAGAUACCGAGAAUUCGUGUGGCUGCGGCAAAGACUCCAAAGCAAUGCACUGCUGGUAGAAUUACCAGAACUUCCAUCUAAGAACCUGUUUUUCAACAUGAACAAUCGCCAGCACGUUGACCAGCGUCGUCAGGGCUUGGAAGAUUUCCUCAGAAAAGUCCUGCAGAACGCACUUUUGCUUUCCGAUAGCAGCCUCCACCUCUUCUUGCAGAGCCAUCUGAACUCCGAGGACAUUGAAGCGUGUGUUUCCGGGCAGACCAAGUACUCGGUGGAAGAAGCAAUUCACAAGUUCGCCUUGAUGAAUAGACGGUUCCCUGAAGAAGAUGAAGAGGGAAAAAAAGACAAUGACGUAGAUUACGAUUCCGAAAGUUCCUCCUCUGGGCUUGGCCACAGUAGCGAUGACAGCAGUUCACAUGGAUGCAAAGCAACCCCGGCGCUGCAGGAGUCCUGAGGGGGAAUCCCAGGGCUGCCACCUUUGGCACAAAACUGUGCCCAGCCAGAGAGAACGCUUGCUCACAGUAGAUCCUUACCUAAUGCCACUGUCACUAUCCUAGGUAGUCAAAUACUUACAGUGGUGGGUUCUUAGUGCUAGUAUUUUUAUGUUGUCUAAUUUUAGCCAGGCUUCUGUAUAAAGCAGUAAGGUCUGUGAAUGCCAUACAACCCUUUAUUGCCAUAUAAGACUUGUAAAUACGAUCCUGCCCUCAAGUGAAGUGAGUUAUAUGCUGUAUGUAUAAAAACAUAAUCUAAUUGCUCUCAACUGCAUUUUAAAGAGCUAGGUGUAUCAGUAGCCUUUAAAACCGAGACAGAGCAUCCUUGCGAUGGCAAUGGGGAAGUCUCAGUAAACAGUGUGUGACUGGAGCCAGCGUACAGAGUCCCGGCACAGCAAACCGCCUCUUUGGUACGUGGCUCUUGUUCUGUGGAGACUGACCCCUACUCUGGAAAAUGCUUUGCUUUGGGGUGUUUGAGUGAAAUAUUUAAGAGUAUUUAAACUUUCCCAUAUGCUAUUUCACAUGUUAAUGGAGAAUAUGUCUUACAAAUAAAGACGUACUAAAAUAAUGUUUACAUCUUAGGGAAAACAUAGAAGAAGUGUUCGUAAUUUUGCUUAAAUUUGCCAUUUGUAGAUUUAGAAAUACACGUUCACUGUCCAAAAUCAGCUUAAACAUGGCUUCUGGCAACAAGUCAUUUUACCAUUGUGCAGUUAGAAUCAUAGCUUAUGAUUUAUUUUCUGACAUUUUAAAAAUGUGCAUUAAAAAAUCACGUAACUUUUGCCAGUGGGGGCUCCUCACUACAAAUUUUUAAGUUAAAAGAAGGUUUUUAUAAGAGCUAAAUUAUUUUUACCCAUAACUAUUUCAAUAAUUUUGGAGUGAAAGUCAGGUUGCUAAUGUCAGAGCUCAUAUCGGUGUUUUAGAAGCCCUUUCUUUUAAGGUAUCUACCUGAAGAUUGGCUUAAUUUGAGUAGAAUAGUUCUCUCUCUUUCUCUUCUUUCUCUUCCUCUUCCUCUUUCUCUUUCUCUCUGUCUCUCUCUUUGUGGCCCAAAGAUAGGAUGUCUUGGGUCCACUGUGAGCUUCCAGUUUCAGAAAAGCAGCAUUUUUCCUGGGUAGUUAGCUAAGUCCUCCCUGCUGAUGAAAAGAAGCUGAAAGAAAGUAUUUCCCUCUAAGUGAGACAGAUGACUUGUUGCUUUCACGGAAUGGCUCCCACUCUCACUAGGAGCAAAAGCUGCUGCAACAAGCAGCCAUUUACAUUGGGUGUUUAGUAGUUAUUGUGCUAAUCAAAAGUUAUUGAGUUGUCCUUGGAAAUGCUUGUCUCAGAGAACUGGUAAAAAAGAAACAGAAACAUUAAAUUUGGCGUAAGAACAAUUUCUUUAUACUUUCUCCUUUUUAAAAAUCCCAUGUGAAACAUGAAACUUCUGUAACGGUUUUGUUUCUGUUCAGUGUCUUCCAUCUUGUCCUCUAGUGUUAAUUUAAUGCAGGAAGAUUUAGCAGCUGUUUCUCUCACUGCAUGGGAAGUUCUAGGGCGAUUCCCACUCCUCAGUAGUUAUGAAUUUGCAGCAUUUAUGGUUUACAUCAUUUUUGAAAAGCAUAUACUAUGCCACCAGUUACCCUACUAUUUAUUGAUGAGAUGAUGUAAUCAUUGAAGUUAAUAUUGAGUGAUGCUUAAUAUUUGCUCUGUAAACUUCAUGACGUCAUUGUUUUCACAUUAAACAUGGAAAAAAACGUUGUUGGAUCACUUAUUUUACGUAACAGAAUAAUUUCUACAGUCUCAGACCUAAAUUCAGUGUUUUUAAAAUUCC
Microtus ochrogaster (prairie vole) is the source of this 2359-nucleotide messenger RNA. NCBI's taxonomy places the organism in Eukaryota, Metazoa, Chordata, Mammalia, Rodentia, Cricetidae. The record is from RefSeq and is a predicted model, not a curated record.